This is a messenger RNA of Salvelinus namaycush (lake trout), 901 nucleotides long. RefSeq names its product retinol dehydrogenase 10-A-like. The record is from RefSeq and is a predicted model, not a curated record. Gene Ontology annotation, cellular component: lipid droplet. Gene Ontology annotation, molecular function: oxidoreductase activity, acting on the CH-OH group of donors, NAD or NADP as acceptor. The transcript is spliced from 4 exons. Bases 20 to 511 code for a protein of 163 amino acids. Lineage: Eukaryota; Metazoa; Chordata; Actinopteri; Salmoniformes; Salmonidae.
CAAGGCAUUCCUUCCCAAGAUGCUGGAGCUGAACCACGGUCACAUUGUGACGGUUGCCAGCUCUCUGGGGCUAUUCAGCACAGCUGGUGUGGAGGACUACUGCGCCAGUAAGUUUGGGGCCAUCGGCUUCCACGAGUCGCUGAGCCACGAGAUCAAGGCUUCGGAUAAGGACGGCAUUAAGAUGACGCUGGUGUGUCCCUACCUGGUGAACACGGGCAUGUUUGAAGGCUGCAGGAUAAGGAAAGAAAUCGAGCCAUUCCUGCCUCCCCUGAAGCCAGAGUUCUGUGUAACACAGUCUAUGAGGGCCAUUCUCACUGAUCAGGCUAUGAUCUGCACACCGCGUAUAGUAUACAUGGUCAACUUCAUGAAAAGCUUCCUGCCCUUCGAGGCCAUCGUGUGUAUGUACAGGUUCCUGGGUGCUGAUAAGUGUAUGUAUCCCUUCCUUGCCCAGAGGAAGGAGCUGAUGAACAACAACGAGGCUAAGGGGGCGCUGUUGCCGCGGGGCCCAUAACCCUAGAGGCACAAGGAUAAGACCACUGAGGGUGCAUGGAGGAGGAGGAGGAGGAGGAAGAAGAGGACUUAAAAAGACUGAAUUUAGACUGGUGAACUUGCAUUGAGCAGAAUCAAAGGUCCUCUGAAACGAUACCAGCUGUGUACUACACAAAGGAUUUUACUUCUCUUAGUUUUUUUUCCAUAUUGUCUUUUUUAUUUUUUAUUUUAUUUUUUCUUCUAAGGUUUGUUUAAAGAAACCGACGAUCUAUAUACUGUGUCAAUAGUUUUUUUUGAAAUCAUAUGAAAAAAAGGUAUUAACUAUUUACGUAAUGUAGUCACCAACUUUUUAUUUAGUAUCUUUGUGGAAAUAUACAGUAUGUUACUGUACAGUAAAAUCUUGUCACUUUUA